GAAGGCUUGUUCCGCCUUCUCACGCGAGGGUAAGCAAGGGAAUUAAGAAAAAAAUAUUUUCACCUGGAUCUUGUGAGGGUCGGGAGCAAAAUCAGCAGCGAAAAUCAGAUGUUUCUCAACUAUUAAUAGGUAUAUUUUAGGGGAACAAUCAAGAAGAGAGAAAUUUUCUUUUACAUAGUGGGGUUUUCUCAGGCGAUUGCUAAUCUCAAUUGACUGGAGGCAAAGGAGUUGAGUUUGAUGAUAUGGAUUUUCUAUGUGGAGGUAACACAUCUAAGGGGUGCUGGUGGUUUGGAACUACUGAUGACUUCAAUGAGCGUGAAGGAAGCACUAGUUCAGAUAACGAAUUAGAGGAUACUGAGGAGUCACAUAAUAACGAGAUAGAUUUCAGUGAUUCAGAGGAGGUACAAGAAGUGGAAGAGACACAAGUUCCUUUUAAUGGUACACAACCACCAUCACAACCAAUACCUAUUUCUACUCCGAGCAUAAAGUGUCACGCUCAACCAUCAGGUUUAAAGCGUAAGUUUAAAAAUAUUUCUCGUCGUCGAGUAUCAAGUAUUGAAGUUGAAAAUAAUUUGUCAAAGAUGAUUGAGCUUCAAAAGCAGCGAGUUGAAAUUACAAAAGAGCUAGUAGAUUACAAAAAAGGGGUGCCCACUGAAAUGAAAGAGUGCAUGGAUAAGAUAAUGAAUUUAUCAGGUGUAACUAGUGAUCUAUGUGUGGCAGGAGCAGAAGCUAUUAAAAAGGAGAAUAUGCAUGUCGUUAAUAUGCUUAACGGUCAAAUGCUAUUAUCAUGGCUCAAGAAACAAAUGGAUUUACAAAGUGCAAUGUCUGGUUAUCCCUCGCCUACUUAUAAUUUUCAACAUCAACAACCUCAAAUGCACCAGUUCCAAAGUGAGUCGUUUAAUCAACCAAGUUGGCAAGGGUUUUCUCAAACUUCUCAAGGUCAAUCACGAAUGUCACAAGCUCAUGACAGCAACAUGCAAGAGAUGGGGUCAUUUGUCAGCUUACUUAAGAAGAAACAAAACUUUCAUCCGAAUUGAUGCUUUAUGUUCAAGUCUCAAUAGUCAAGACUAGUAGAUGAGUUAAAUGUGCUCUCAUAUUUAGUUUAUUAGUAUAUUUCCUUGCUUUUAGUUAAAGUUGAUGUUCCAAAGAGUGACUAUCUUUUGGUCAGACAAUCAAAUUAUGUUCUUCUUUGUCAGACAAUCAAAUUAUGUUAUUUUGAUGGGUUAAAUGUGCUCUCAGAUUUUUGUUUUAAUUGAAGAUGAAAGCUUUAUUAGAAUUUUGUAUCUUUCAAUUUCUUUUACUAUAGAUCUAUAAUCUAACUGUAAUGACAAUGGGCAUGAUGCAUUUGCUUUGGUGGUUUAGUACUCUUUCACUUGUUUUUUCUUAUUUUCUUUUCAUUGGCUAAAAGCAGUUUACUAUAAUUUGCUUUGGUGGUUUAGUAUUGUUUUUAUUACGC
Molecule: messenger RNA, 1456 nt
Organism: Asparagus officinalis (garden asparagus)
Lineage: Eukaryota; Viridiplantae; Streptophyta; Magnoliopsida; Asparagales; Asparagaceae
Exons: 3
Coding region: 243-1037 (264 amino acids)
Source: RefSeq, a predicted model, not a curated record